GAUCUCCCGCCCUCCCUCCUGAGACACGAGCCGAACUGGGCGUCAGGUCGGGGAGCCGGUCGGGUUCCCGCUCGCCGCCGCCGCCGCCGCCCCCCGCUGCGACUCUCCCGCCUCUCCUGCCGCGCCGGCCGCGGGAGCUGCAUCGCGAACUCCGCUCGGCCGUGGAGCCGCUGGUCCGGAAACACGGAGUCCGGGGCGCGACACGCCGAGCCCCCCCAUCGCCUCUAGCCGGGGCGACCCCUCCCCGGUCCGCCCUGGUCCUACGCCGCCGCCGCCGGAGCCCCCGGCCCCGAGCGGCCCACGGCCCGGAGCCCGCAUUCCGGCCCGGCACUCCCGCGGCCGCCGCCCCCCACCCUGAACAUGGACUCCGACUCCUGCGCCGCCGCCUUCCACCCCGAGGAGUACUCUCCCGGCUACAAGAGGAGGAGGACCGUGGAGGAUUUCAACAAAUUCUGCACCUUUGUCCUGGCCUAUGCCGGCUACAUCCCUUAUCCCAAGGAGGAACUCCCUCUGAGGAGCAGCCCCAGCCCCGCCAACAGUACCGCGGGCACCGUGGACAGCGAUGGCUGGGACUCCGGCUUCGCUGACAUCUCGUCCGGGGUGCCCCUGCCGGGAGACCACUGCUUCGGCCACCUGCAGCCCGGCCUCCUGCAGCGCGCCAAGCCCAGCAACUUCCUGCUGGACAGGAAGAAGACGGACAAGCUGAAGAAGAAGAAGAAGAGGAGGCGCCGGGACAGCGAGACGCCCGGGAAGGAGGGCUACGUGGGCAGCUUGCUGAAGCUGGAGCCCGCCGACCCGUACGCGGAGACGCCCACGAGCCCCCCGCUGCAGGGCCUGCCCGCGGCCCCCGCCGACCCCUGCUCGGGCUGGGACUCCGACACCCCGUCCAGCGGCUCCUGCGCCACCGUGUCGCCGGACCAGGUCACGGAGAUAAAGACUGAGGGCAAGCGGACUAUCGUCCGGCAGGGGAAGCAGGUGGUGUUUCGCGACGAGGACAGCACCGGCAACGACGAGGACAUCAUGGUGGACUCAGACGACGACUCGUGGGACCUCGUCACCUGCUUCUGCAUGAAGCCGUUUGCCGGCCGCCCGAUGAUCGAGUGCAACGAGUGCCACACCUGGAUCCACCUGUCCUGUGCCAAAAUCCGGAAAUCCAACGUGCCGGAAGUGUUCGUCUGCCAAAAGUGCCGGGACUCCAAGUUCGACAUCCGCCGCUCCAGCCGCUCCCGCAUGGGCUCCCGGAAGCUCUUCCUGGACUGACUGCUGGCGCCGGGGGCCGCGGGGAGCCGGGGGGACGGACGGUGGGCUCUUGGGCCCCUUUCUUAGUCGAGCACAGAACUCCCCGCUCUGAUGCAGCCAGACCCCUGCCACUCAGGUGCCUAAGCAGGACAGGCGUCCGCGGUGUAGACUGUACAUAGCCGGCGGCCGAGCCAGUCCUGAGGCCAAAGCCGCUGCCGGAGCUGCUCUGCGGCGGGUGGGCCAGCCGCCCCCGAGGGUCCGUGCCCCCAGGAACCCUCAGAACCACCCGCCGACCGGAACAAGCCCUGUUACUCCUCCGCUGCGCCGGGGACGAUCGGUUCCCGGCCCGGUAACAAACAGCCAGACGUGCAAACUUUACCGUAAGUGUCUGUGCAGCAGCCACCCGCUGCCCCUCCCGCGGUGGCCCGCUGUCCGGGCUGCCUGCAGGACUCCUGGGCCUCCCUGAGAGGAGCCAGGAGCGGGGGCCAGCCCGUGGUCCCUCGUUUUCCUUCUGUUUGUUCAAAGAGGUCUGGUGUGGCCGCGUCUCUGUAGAAAGAGGGCUGGUUGGGAGACUGAAGCAGCCCGUGUUCAUAACCGUUUCCCGUUUUGCACGAAGUAAAAACUGUCUUUUUGCACGAUACAGCCAAAAGUGUUGGCAGAGUUUUGCCCGGGUGCCCUCUCUCUCCAUGGGUGUACGGGGGCCUGUGGGCGCCCAGGCAAGGUGUUCCCUCCCCUCACGGUGUUCCUUCCCCUCACAUUGUUCCAGUAGCAGCCUCAAGGUUAGGCAGUCCCAGGGGAUGGGAAGCAGGUGGAGGAAAACGGAGGAGGCCUCUCCCACGGGUAGUCCUUAGUGUCCCGGACAGAUUGGCCUGCUGGUCCCACAGGCCAAGGAGGACUGGAGCCUUUUUGGUUUGAGCUGGUGAGGGAGAUAUGUUAACAUUGGCCUCCAGGUGUACACCAGUGAGUGGGGCAGAGGUCCUAGGACUUGGGGGCCCCCCUGUGGGCCCCGGACUCUGGACCCUGGGACACCGGUGGUCCUAGGGCCCCACGGGGGGCGGGCUUCAGUGCUGUCCCAGAUGGACAGUGCGCUCAGCAGCUCAAAUACUGGUUCUUGAAAGUUGUUUAUUUUUUGUUUUUUUUUUUUUGUAUAUUGAUGGGUGUGUUUUAAUAAACAUUGUUUCUUGUAAAAGCGUGAAAAGGGAAGAAUGCCCAGGUUGGUCAUAUUUGUUUACAGCAGGAUGGACCCGUCUCCCCUCCACAUUCUCACCGAAGCACCACGCACUGAACUGGAGGCCAGUCCGAGCCCACAUUCUGUCCUGGCAGCAUUCGUGCCUGACAAGCCAACUGCCUUUGUUUUGUUUUUAAUCCUGAUGCUUUUAUUAACACAAAAGUAGGCAUAAUUUCCGAAACCCAGUUUAUUGUCAAGAUCCCCAAAGGAGAAGUUGUGCAGUAGAGAGAAAUGGUCAGAAACGCCCCCCUCCCCAGACAGCUGGCUCUGACUCUGGCGAGGGCAAACGCAGGAGAAGUUGGGAGAGGAAUUUGCCAAAGAUCUGCCCCAGGACAUUGCCUGUCCAGUGUCUUCACCAUGAGAAUAGCCAAAGUUCCAAAGUGUUUCUCCUAUUUCUUUAAAAAUAACCCACAAAGUUUUAGAGGUGCGCUUCAGAGUGCCUGUGGUUUCACAAUGGGACAGCCAACGCCGGCGACUGAGCAGGUUCAAGGCCUGGGGGCUCCUGGAAGGCUUGGACAUUCAUCUCAAUUUGUUUCUUCAUUUCCUCCUGGUUCUUUUAGCAGGUGCAUCCCUGUGGGUGGUGUCUGAGGAGUCAGGACACCUCGUUUUGUGUGUGCUGUGUUGAUUGAGCUGGCAGCUGCAAUCAGCUUUAUGCAAAUCAGGCAUGGCCCAGCUAGGGCUCUUGGUUGGUGGCUGAUGAAGUGAGGAGGGAAAGAUGUCACCCCAAAAGCAGGUCCCUCCCGUUGGCUUUGGCCGGGCCAGACACUUAACAUCGUUUACAUGGUUCUGUGUAAUUGUAAAGUUUGUGUAAAAAGCGAAGCUGUUUCUGUGAAACUGUACAUUUUGUAAAUAAAGAUAUUACUACUUUGA
Messenger RNA from Pipistrellus kuhlii (Kuhl's pipistrelle), 3337 nucleotides. RefSeq names its product PHD finger protein 13 (gene PHF13). Bases 361 to 1260 code for a protein of 299 amino acids. Lineage: Eukaryota; Metazoa; Chordata; Mammalia; Chiroptera; Vespertilionidae. Gene Ontology annotation, biological process: mitotic chromosome condensation. The record is from RefSeq and is a predicted model, not a curated record. The transcript is spliced from 4 exons. Gene Ontology annotation, molecular function: chromatin binding.